GAAUGUCAAGUUGGUGAUCGUAAUUACGAGGAAGGUGAAAUGGUUCGUGACAUCGAUUGGAAAACACCAUGCGAUAAUUGUUUUUGUGCUAUGGGUGCCGUCAGAUGUGUACCAUUAGCCUGUGCACCACCACUUCAAGGUUGCAGUCCAAUUGUCCGUGAUGGACAAUGUUGUCCGUCUACCUACAACUGUAGCGGUAGCAUCGAGGUUAAGGCCACCCAGAACUACGCUUCGUAUGCCUUCAUCAGCAAGGACUAUGCCAAGUUUCGCAAGGAGACCAAUUUUUUCCCUGCGAUCGACCGUACGACAACGAUUCCACCCGUCGAAGGACGAGGUCAUCGAAUAGUGGAGGAACGGAUUGAUGGUAGGACGAUCACCGUCGAUGGUGAAUCCUCUGUUACCGAAGACUCGACAUCCUGGCCUUCGACCUUCCCAACCGAAAUAAUGGACAACGAGAUCCUGAUCGAGACGAUGCCUUACACGAGAUCAAUCUUCGAAGCCAGUCUAUCAACCACUUUGAACGAUGAGAUAACCACGAAUACGGUACGCACGAUACCGGAUUCGAUUUUGUUCAAUAGAGACCUUAAUGGAACCACCGAGUUUUCCAGGACCUAUUCUACCAAUGCUAUUACGGAAACCUCGUUCGUUAUAGCCAACGAUUUACCAUCCUCCACCGAAGAAAUGACGACAUCGAUGUUCGAAUCUAUGACGGUACCAACACCUGACACCUUUUUUAACGUCUCGAAAAAUUACGAUUUAAAUUCUACCAUAAUGGAAGAAGAUAAAGCCGAUCAGAAAGACGAGAAGGAAACUACCACAGAGAUUAACGACGAAAUUUCAACUAAAUUAGAUAUUACUACGGUUAUUUUGGAAAAUGAUGAAAACACGCCAUUUUGGUUGAACGUGCAAACGUUUCCAUUUCAGACGACAGGAAAUAUCGAUAAAGGACCCGUCAGCGGUUCAUCGUCGACUAUACUCAUGCCGGAUGACAUCCUAGCGGUGAACGUGACAGUGAAGACGAAUGUCUCGGUAGGCCAUAUACAGGGUGUCACGAUAAAUCCAAUUAGAUCCAUCCCGCCGGAUGUCGAGGCUAUUCUGAACAUCACUCAUCGUGAGAAGGGUGAAGACUAUAGCGAGUACGACUACAGUGCACCGACUUUACCUCCGUCAUUGCCCAAUGUCAGGAUAAUUCCAUUCGUAGCUGCUGAUGCCUUGGUGAAAGACAAAGACGUUUCAUCGGCCGUCACAGGAUAUCCUUCCGGUUCGGUAGUCGUGCCACCUGAAUUGCGGCCAACCGACACGUCUGGCUUUUACGAUAUUGCCACUCAGGAGAACGGGUUCAGUCCUCCUAUCGAGACUGAAGGUGGGUUCGUACCAAGGGAACCACCUUACUUUGAUAGUUCCUAUCAUUCGACAGAUUUAAAUUUGGAAAUUGGUACAGGCGUGACUGUGGUACCGGCACAGAUUACCGGACCUCAUCGUAAAAACGACCUGGCCAGUAAUUGUCUCUUCGAAAGCCGAGAAUAUCGUCACGGAGAGAUUCUACCUAGUACCAGUAUUUGCAUAAUUUGCAUGUGCUAUUACGGGAACGUCGUGUGCUCUGGCGAAAAGUGUCCACCGCUUAAGAUUGGUUGCCAGAGGCUUAACACACCGGAGGGAUGCUGUGGAAAAAUCACGUGUGUGAAUGCCGAGGAAUCACCGACAGUGGUUUUAGAUCGAGUCGAUUCAACCGCACCUUCACAACGACAACCAAUCGUAUCUCCUGAUCCCUUUCGCGACGUCAUCAAAACGGAACCAGCUCCGGAUUUGCCUUCUCUCAUGGAAGACAUGAUCCCUUAUCUGGUUGAACACGGUAUCACAACGUCUAGGCCAACCACGCCAAUGACGACACCUCCUAUAUUACAAAAUCAAGGAUCAUCUCAACAUAUUUUAAAACAUACUUCCAAUUUCGAUUUCAUGGAUAAAUUACAUUUGAUUCAUCCACCAUACGAUUAUGGUCAAGAAAUCGACGUGUCUUUAAAACCACCGAAAAAUGGUGAAAACGUUAACGACACACCACUUAAUAAAUAUCCGACAUCGUUGAUUUAUCAAACGAAACAUGAUCCUGAUAAUUCGAAUAAUUACAAAUUGGAUCAAUUAAUUAAAGCACCGGAUACAAAUAUAUCUUCAUACGAAACCGAAGAAGAACUUUCAUUGAAGAAGGAUCAGGAAAUUCGCAAUCAGGACGUGAAUUUCUCCUUUAUUAAGAUGAACUCGUCAACGGCCUUAAACUCGACAAAGUUCGUUGAUAUUACGACGACGACGACAAGGACAACGACAACGACGAAAUACGGAAACAACGAGGACGAGGUAUCCUCGAAGAUCCUUGACAACGAAAUACCCGUAUCCGUGAGUAGUCUUCUUAAGUUAGCAGGAUGUAAUAUCUACGGGCGGAUGUACCGUGUCGGUAGGAUCAUUACCGAGCUCUCAAGUCCUUGCCGUGAAUGUAGGUGCACGGAAAUUGGAGUCCAAUGCAAACAACUUCGAUGUUGAUCAUGAUCGAUGAAUGAAACACACACACACACACAACAAAACCGAUACUUUAAAACUUAAAACAACUUUAACCGUUUUCUUUUUAUCGACAAAUUUUGUAUCUUAUUUUGUUUUUUCCUUUUC
This is a messenger RNA of Polistes dominula (European paper wasp), 2655 nucleotides long. RefSeq lists its product as uncharacterized. The record is from RefSeq and is a predicted model, not a curated record. Gene Ontology annotation, cellular component: extracellular region. Lineage: Eukaryota; Metazoa; Arthropoda; Insecta; Hymenoptera; Vespidae. Gene Ontology annotation, molecular function: protein binding.